Messenger RNA from Poeciliopsis prolifica (blackstripe livebearer), 4318 nucleotides. RefSeq names its product protein YIPF7-like. The record is from RefSeq and is a predicted model, not a curated record. The transcript is spliced from 6 exons. The coding region runs from base 218 to 925 and encodes 235 amino acids. Gene Ontology annotation, cellular component: trans-Golgi network. Lineage: Eukaryota; Metazoa; Chordata; Actinopteri; Cyprinodontiformes; Poeciliidae. Gene Ontology annotation, biological process: endoplasmic reticulum to Golgi vesicle-mediated transport; vesicle fusion with Golgi apparatus.
UUCUACAAACACUCCAAUCAAGCUUUUACAAAAUGGUUCUGGGAGCAAACUGACCAGUUGUCUGUUGUUACACUGUCCAAAUAUAGUCUGCUAUUAAUAGUCUAACCUCACAGGCCUUCAUGUUUUCUGCCCUGAAUCUCUGCAGAGAAGCUGAGAGGAGAACGAGUGCUGGACUUGAUUGUUUAUAGACCUCUAGUUUAUCUCAGCCUUUUGCAGCAUGGAUGACUUCCAGCAGGUUGAGCAGGACUUCUACCAAACGGGAUAUUACAUAGAUGACCAGGGCCGUGCUGUGGCUUAUUACGACACUGAUAGUGCACAAAAUGCAAACAGUAUGGAUCUUUACAUGGAGCAGCAGUAUCCUGGAGAGAUCUACCAGCCCACCAUGCAUUCCACUGGAACUGAGUAUCUAGAGGAGGAACCUCCACUUCUUGUUGAACUGGGAAUUGAUUUUGAUCAUAUGUGGCAGAAGACCCUCACAGUUCUAAACCCCUUGAAGCCUGCAGAUGGCAGCAUUAUGAAUGAGACAGAUCUGACAGGUCCCAUCCUCUUCUCCAUCGCUCUGGGCAUCACUUUAAUGAUGGCAGGUAAAGUUCACUUUGGUUAUGUGUAUGGGAUCAGUGCCAUUGCCUGCAUUGGCAUGUACACCCUGCUGAGUCUGAUGAGCCCCCUGGGAGUUUCUUAUGGUUGUGUGGCUAGUGUCCUGGGAUAUUGCCUCCUACCCAUUGUGGCCCUCUCUGCGUUUGCUGUUUUCUACUCCUUGCAAGGUAUUGUGGGAACAGUCCUGGCUCUGAUGGCCAUUUGUUGGUGCAGUUUCUCAGCCUCCAAGAUCUUUAUCUCCACCCUGGCAAUGCAGGAGCAGCAACUGUUGGUGUUUUACCCUUGUGCUCUGUUGUAUGGACUUUUCACACUGCUCACUAUCUUUUAACAUCCAGUUGAUCAAAUCCAACUUCUAAUUUCCAUACAGAGGUCUACUGUCUGUGAUUCCUGCAUUUUACAAAUAUCUUUGGAAGUGUGAAUGCCAUUAGAUAUUUGCCCUCAAAUACAGGAGUAAAUGAAUGUGGAGAUUUUUGUUUUGUUUUUGCCCCAAAACAAGAAAGUCAGUAUUUUUUUUUCAAAAUGUCUGCACAGUUAAGAGAGAGGCUAUUAAAGGGCAAUACAAAUACGAGAAUCUAUUAAUCCCAGUACAAACAUUCAGCAAGCACCAAAGCAGUCAUUCUUCUUUGUUGCAGCAGGGGGCGCUAAGCUUCCACAUAUUGAUGAAGUUAUGCUGUUGAGUGUACAGAGAACGUGCUUUUUCUUCGCCCUUAUCAUGUGCAGCAGUGUUUAGAAAGUGUAUGGAAACAGGUCGAAUUUAAGGUUUUCCGUUGUUUUUUGUGAAGACGUUCCAGCUUAAUCAAGUUUGCUUCAGAAAUAUCUCUAAUUAGAAUACUCUUCUUGUCGCAUUCACUUUGUUGCGCAAGUGUAUGUGUUGCAUGAUCUUACAGGUGUGAAUCAGUCAAAAAUGAGAAAUACUUUAGCUUUCUUUGGGACAAAAUGGCACAAAAGAUGAAAAAUACUACCCAUGCUGUUGUUGGUGAUAGAGCAAGAGUAUCUGUUGUUGACAUACAGCUGGAUGAAGAUACCACUGAUAUUGAGGUGUGUAAAGAAAACCUGGUAUGAUCAACAAGAAAAUGUAUUGAUCACAAACAUUGACUAUUGAGUUUCUUAAAAUAUGAGAUUCAAAAAAUAAAUGCAACAGUGAGUAUCACCAGUUACCAAAUCGCUUAAAAGUGCCAUUGACUGGACAACAGUUGAAAAAAGUAGAAAUGUGACUUAAAAUGCUGCAAGUUUAUCAAAUCUGCUGUAAAGUAUGAAUUCAUCUUAUAGGUUUAAACUAAAAGUUCCCAUAUUUUCUGGAAAACCAUCAAAAAUUAGACAUUUACUGAACUAUUAAAAUAAAUCAUUCUCACAUCAUAUCAAAGUUGUAUGGAGACAUAAUUUGACUCUGAUGGCUUCAGACUCUGUGAUAUUCUGCAGACAACUCAGUUGAGGGUUAGAGGGAAUAGAGAGAAACAAGGGGAGGCAAGAUGUGGAGCUUCAUAUAGUUUGCUGUGAUAUUAACAGUGACUAACUUCUAAAGGGUCCCCAGUCAGGCAGCUCUCUAUCCAUGCACAAGGUCAACCAAAUGGGUUGGGUGGGAGAACAGAGAGAAAUGUUUGCAUUAAAGUCAAUUCUGCAGCUUGAGAGGCCUGAGUCCACAACACAAACAAAUGAAACAAAAUCAGCAUUGACAAUAAACUCUGAACUUCAGCUGCUGUCCUUUUCAGCCACAACCAAAGAUCGAACAAUUUGUUCCUAUUUAUGAACACUUAUACUUACAUGACCAUGUCAUGGAGCUGACAGAUAAACGAUGAUGCUAGCACACUCUCAUUCCUAAUGGCAAUUUAGACUGAGUCACUCCUAACAGUCAUGUUUUUGGAUGUGGGAGGAGGCCAGACUACCCAGAGAUAACCAAUGUAUGCAUAGGGAUAAUGUAUGAACACCCCAGGUUGGGAUUUGCCUGGGAUAAGUUAGGAUGUUUAGAUGUUUUAAGCCUGUGUAUUCUUGACUUAAAUUUACUUAGAGGGGGCUUUAAAGGUAAAUCUUAUUUCCAUCAGGCUAUUCCAUUGGAUUAUUAAGAGAGUUUCCUCCCGUGCGCCAUGACCUAAAGUGUGGUUUUAACCUGAGCCCUAACUCAACCCUUCAAUUGAUGAAUUCCUCUGCUGACCUGUUGUCAAAAUACUUGAUUCUAUAUCCUCAAUCUGAACUGAGGAAAAGCACACAGUUAGCUGAAGUGAUGGCAUAAACAACAGCCACGGAUUGUGUUUAUAUUAGUGAGAACAACCUCCCUUCCUUACGGAGGCGAUAUAUGUGAGGGAACAUGUGUGCAUGUUUGACAGAAAACAGAGGGAAAAGAGAGGACAAUCCCACGGUGGGACUGUGAGGAGCAAGCCCGCUCUUUCUUCUCCUAACUGUUUGGAUUGGUUAAAGCAAACAAAUCCCUCCGGCCAAGCGGUAGGCUCAAGACAAGCACUCCCCGGGCCCCGCACAGUCCUCUCGCUACUUUACACUAAACUCUUCCAGAUGAUUUAUGAGCUCUCUCUUCUUAGAGGCUCUUUGCUGCUCACCUUUCAUUCGGCAAAGCUCGGCUGACGGGGAUCUGUAAGUUUACUUGGCGCGCUGGAAGCCGUCAUUAACCAGGGAGAUCUGUUUUAACUCGCGUCCUCCCUGCAGCACUUUAUAGUGUUUAAGGAUGUAAUAUGGAUUAGCAAUGUUUGCUGUACUUCCUGCUUGUACAGUCUGUUGUCUGUAGGUUGAGAUGAAACUUGAAGGUUUCAUAAGAAGUUUCAUCGGUCUUGUGUUUCCCUGUGAAUGGCCACACAUUCAGGUCCAUGAAUGAUCACAGAUGCAACCAAAAGCCAUGUCCUUUAUUUAUAAGGAUUUUUACUUCACUGUUUGAACGCAGACAUUAUCUUUAUUUUAAGGUGAAUUAUCAAGUUAGAGAAGAUUUGCACUGUACUACCUCUGUGAUGUUACUUUUUUGUGUUUUGUUCUCAUUAGUCCUGUCUUUGUUGGAUCCCCAUAUUCCAUUAUCAUCAUAAGGAUUACUAACCUGUUUCAAUUUCUUUGCUUAUUCCUGACAGACAUUCACUACAUUUAUGCUGUCACACUAGAGAUCCAAUUUCCUAAGCCUGUUUUACUACCACCCUAGAUAAUAAGUUUAAUUACUGAAAUAAAUUAUUGGAAGGUGCAAUUUUUUUGGUGUGCCACUGUAAAAUGAUCUAUAUGUCUACAAAGAAAAGAGGUGUCUCUGGAUGAGAUGAUGAACUCGACUCUCCGCAUCAGUGCUGUCCAAAGCCAGUCCUCAAACAUUGAUCAUUUUUUUUCUUUUUUCUUAAAUAUUUCUUUAUUGUAACUCUGGUAUAACUGAUUUAAGUGGAUGGGUUGCUACAAGACCUUUGCAGAACUUGCUGACAACUGACCAGCUGAGUAGGGAAUUCAUUCAUUUGAAUCUGCUGGGCUGAAUCAAGGACACAUUUUAACACGAACCCGGGACCACAAUUCACAUGAUGCUAUAGAAGAGGAAAGCCAUAGCAUGGUUUGAACCACAUGUAGUUUGAACAUAGUUUUGGGAAAAGGGCCACACCUUAACCACAUUUCUAAUUAGCAAUCUACCCGUACUAAGUUCAACCAUCCUUCACUUUCCAUUAUGUUCGUUCAAACCAACUCUCCCUUAUCCCUAUUCAUCCCAUCUUGCUCAUCCCUACUUCAUAUUUUCAUUCUUCAUCCAUUCCUCCUU